Molecule: messenger RNA, 2760 nt
Organism: Stylonychia lemnae
Lineage: Eukaryota; Ciliophora; Spirotrichea; Sporadotrichida; Oxytrichidae
Source: the annotation of a GenBank genome assembly
AUGAAUUUGUAAGGAGUAACCAGACUUUAGAAGGAAUACAAGCAGAUAGCUUAGAGCACAACUAUUCAAAACUUUGUGGCAGUCCCAGAUUCUAAAAAUAUCUUCGAGUGGCAUUUUGUUGUGUUUGAUUUAAAGGAUUGCCCUUAUGAAGGUGGGUUCUAUCACGGAAAACUUAUGUUCCCUGUGGAGUAUCCAAUGAAGCCACCUGGAAUAUAAAUGAUCACACCAAGUGGCAGAUUCUAGACAAUGACUAGGAUAUGCCUGUCAAUAUCAGAUUUCCAUCCUGAGACUUGGAAUCCUACCUGGAAAGUUGAAACUAUUUUAACAGCUCUGAUCAGUUUCUUUAAUAGCGAUGAGAACACGACAGGAUGUAUAUAAACCUCAACAUAUCAGAAGAAAUAGUUUGCAUAUGCAUCAUUAGCUUGGAAUUUAAAUGAUCCAGACUUUGUGAGAUAUUUCACAGCAUUAUAUGAUAAAUUAGGCAUUCAUGAGUAAAAAAUAUAGGAAAAUCUGCAACACUAAUAAGAAUUUAACCACAUUCUUAAAUUAGUAAGAACAUAAUAGGGUUCUUUUAAAGAUGAUAUCAAGUUGCUAUUAUCACUUAAAUAAUAGUAGAAAGACUCUAACAGUGAACAGUUCAAAACUAUUUAAAGAGAUAUGCUUCAGAAAAUUUUGAUACUUAAGAGCAGUCAAAGAUAGCUUUUUGAAAUAGUUGAAAACACAAAGAGAAUCUCAGAAUAGGAGAGAAAGGAGAUGGAUAUGCAUAAUCUCAAUUUGUAGAGUUUACUCUAUGAGAAGGACUAUUUCGUUAAAGAAAUUCACUUUUGCAAAGAAUUCAAGACUCCUUAGCUUCAAUAGGCUUUAAAGCCUGAGUUGUACGAGAGUUUUAGACGAUAAGGUCCAAAUGUGACUGAAUAGCAAUUCAAACAAAAUAUUCAGUAGUUAGUAGAUCAGCUUAAAGAAAGAAAGGACUUGAAUCAAAAGUACAUUCAAGUGAAGUAAGAUAUGAAACAAGUGGAGCACGAGUAUCAUAGGAAAUCUAAACUUGUAGAAGAUUUCCCACAAAUUUUAAACACAUUAGAGAACGCUACUCUACCUUUAUAGGAAUACCUAAAUGUAAAACUAACUGAAGAAAAUCAAUUAAUGACUUAAGCUAGUGAUUUACCCUUACCACUUUAUACACUGUUCAAAAAGCUAAACAGUUUCAUUAAGGAGUAUCCUUAAUUCUGUCUAGAUCUAUAAAUCAAAGGUGAGUUUGACUAAAUCGAAGCUAUAUAUGAUAAGUAUGAUGCCUAACUUCUCAGAAACCCUAAAUUUCAAAUAAAAGCAAAUAGAAGCAGACUAAAUGAAAUUAUUGAAAAUGUUAAUGAGGAGACGACUAAUCAGAUUUAACAAAUGAAAAGAGAUAAAUCUCCAUCAGAACUUUAAAGCAAGAAUAAUAGCAAAUCAAAAGGAGCCAACGAAUAACUUGUAGAGAAAAAUAUACCAGGUAUUUCUGAUAGUUCCAAGAAAAUCAAGAAAGACAAGAAAAAGAAGAAACCAUUAAGAAGCUCUUCCAAAGGAAAAUCUUAGCUUAAGUAGGGCUCAAAUUAGAAUGAUCAAGCAGAUGGUAAAGAAGAAGGAGAAGAGGAAGAGUUAAAUCAUGAGUCAAUAAAUCUUGACCAAGCUUUCGACAUAGAUGAAAAGCCUAAGAAAUAUUUGGCAGAUGAAUUCGAAAAGUUCCCAUUAUACUUGGAACUUCAGAUUCUCUCAAAUCCACAUUUCUUCGAUUACUAGAAGCCUUUCUCAUAAAGCAAUAUUUAUUCAGUCUCAACUCUUAGGGAGCAAUCUAAGAAUGAGAUACUUAUUACCCUUUUCCCUUGUUUCAUGAGAAUCUAUCUUAUCCCUUAACUGAAUGUGCUCAGUAUUGAAUUCAAGAAUAAGGCAUUUACUACUGAUGAUAUCCUAGGAGAUCUUAACUUUGACGAUUCAGGAAUUUAAAUAUCUCUUAAAGAGCUCUAAUUAAUCAAUUCCUCAUCAAAAGAGAGAGUCUAUCAAUGGCUUCAUAACUGGGCAGGACUUUAUCUUGAUGCUCAAAAGCAAGCAACAUCUUUGAAUAAGCCGGAAUUCAUGAUGAGAGAGAGUGCCAUUAAUUCGAAUGAGGAUUAGAUAGUUUCAACAAAACUUCUUUUCUCUAAAAUAUGGCAGCGAAUGAUUUCUAGAUCUAUUCUCAACAUCUAACUAGAGAAUUUUUAAAUUAACAGAAAUUUUCUUAAGGAGACAAUAGCUCUAUUUCAAAAUAUCAAAGCAAAAGUGCAAUUCAGCUAAUUCAAAACUAAGAUAAGAGAAUUCAAGAGGAAAUCUCUUAAUCAGUAUGAGAUGAUUAUAGAAAAAGAUUCCUAGAAGAUCAGUGUAGCAAUCUAAAUUCCUUUGAACUACCCAGAGCAACCAAGUUAGUUUAAUCUUUAAUCCUCUUAACCAAAGCCCUUUAUUCAAUCAUUUGACAACUUACCAGAGAAUCUGUAAUCAAAGAUAGAUCCCAGAGAUUUUAAAGCAGUUGAAAACUUGAGAGAUAACCAAUAAUCUUACAAUGCUAAUGGUGAACCAAUUAAACCAUUCCAUGAUGCUAUUGAAGAUGAAAUCAAUUUAAGAUUCGAAAAGUAUUUCAACUACUCUCUUCAUGCUGAUUACCUUCUUUCAUUCUAGGUCUACAUACUUUUCUUAUGCUUGGAGCACGACCCCAUUCAGAUGAAAAAAAUUUGCCUAAUUAAUUUUAAUUGA